Achroia grisella is the source of this 2660-nucleotide messenger RNA. It is a transcript of the gene DNApol-eta, whose product is annotated as DNA polymerase eta. The coding region runs from base 247 to 2628 and encodes 793 amino acids. The record is from RefSeq and is a predicted model, not a curated record. The transcript is spliced from 8 exons. Gene Ontology annotation, molecular function: damaged DNA binding; DNA-directed DNA polymerase activity. Gene Ontology annotation, cellular component: replication fork; site of double-strand break; nucleus. Lineage: Eukaryota; Metazoa; Arthropoda; Insecta; Lepidoptera; Pyralidae. Gene Ontology annotation, biological process: error-prone translesion synthesis; response to radiation.
UUAAUUAUAAAUUUAUAUUAAUUUUUCAUAUAAUUAUUUUUUAUAAAACCUAUGCAAUAUAAACAAAUUGAAACUAAAUGCAAUCCGAGUUAACAACUUUUUAAAGUAUAUUAUAUUUAAGUUAUUUUCGAUUGUUUUGAUAUGUUUAUGACUUUAGUGAACUCUAGCAUUAUAGUGCCUGAGUAAAAAGAAAUACUACAAAUUAUUAUUUAUUAGAAUAUCCAAAUUUUGUAAUUACACUUUGAAAUGGAUCAAGAAAAUAGAGUGAUCACACUGAUCGACAUGGACUGUUUUUAUUGUCAAGUUGAAGAGAAACUUAAUCCAGAAUUGAAAGGAAAACCUAUGGCAGUCGUGCAAUAUAAUCCCUGGAAGGGUGGUGGAAUAAUAGCUGUGAAUUAUGUGGCGAGAGCUAUGGGUGUCACCAGACAUAUGAGAGGUGAUGAAGCCAAAGAAAAAUGCCCUGAAAUACAGCUGCCAUCUGUUCCCUGUCUCCGAGGAAAGGCAGAUAUAACUAAAUAUAGAGAUGCUGGAAAAGAAGUAGCCAAAGUUCUACAGAAGUUCACACCCUUAUUAGAAAGAGCAUCCAUAGAUGAAGCCUAUAUGGAUAUAACUAAACCUGUAGAAGAAAGACUAAAAACUCUAAACAUUAACAUGGUCAAUUCAGAGAUACUGCCCAACACAUAUGCUCUCGGAUAUGAUAAUGUGAAUGAAUUUAUUACGGAUGUUCACAAUUGUGGCGGGGAGUGCAUGGAGUUUGACUAUGAACAUGCAAAGAGGUUAUUGGUGGGCUCAAUCAUUGUUAGUGAGAUACGGGCUGCUGUUUUUAAAGAAACGGGUUACAAAUGUUCUGCAGGCAUAGCACACAAUAAAAUACUAGCAAAAUUGGUUUGUGGUAUGAAUAAACCGGACAAACAAACUGUAUUACCGAAGCAUUCUAUAAACAUACUGUACAGGACAUUAUCUUUAAAAAAAGUUAAACACUUAGGAGGCAAGUUCGGGGAUACAGUUUGUGAAGUAUUGAAAAUUAAAACAAUGGCUGAAUUACAAACAUAUACAGAAAAAAAGCUACAAGAAAAAUUUGAUGAAAAAAAUGGAUCAUGGCUAUACAAUAUAGCGAGAGGUAUCGAUAUGGAGCCUGUACAAGCAAGAUUUAAUCCAAAGAGUAUUGGGUGCUGCAAACAAUUGAGGGGUAAAGCUACAGUACAUAAUUUACACAGCUUGAAAAAAUGGCUGGAUGACUUGGGUGAUGAAAUAGAUGAUCGAUUAGAAAAAGACUCAUUAGAAAAUAAUAGAACACCGAAACAGAUGGUUGUGAGUUUCACCACACAGUUACUCGAUGGGAGAGACACUAGCAGUUCAAGGUCGUAUAAUUUUGCUUCUGAUGACGAACUGUGCGGAGAAUUGUUUUCAAGUAAAGCUCUAGAGUUGGUUAUGGACAGUUUAGAAGGCAUAAAAUUGAAAGACUGUGUUAUGAUUUCAGGAAAUGAAAGUGACAGAAAAUUAAAAGGUCCCAUAAAAUUCUUGGGGAUUAGUGUAGGUAAAUUUGAAGAUAAUUUAGAGACUAAGAAAGUAAAAAAAAUUGUGGAUUACUUUGGUGCUGGUUCAUCAAAAGAUAUUAAUAAGACAAAUAAGAAUGAAGGCUUAAAUGAAAUAAAGAAAGAAUGUAUAGAUGACAAAAGUAAGGAUGGAAAAGAAUAUAUUAUAAAUAAAUUCUUUCAAACAAACAGUCUUUCAAAGAGUACAGAAAAUGUGUCUGCAAAAGUAAAGAAAGAAAACAGUUCAGCUACUGAAUCUUUCUUUGCAAAAUUUUUAAAUAAUAUUGACAAACAAACUACAAGUGUUGAAGUUCCAAAAGUAAAGAUAUUGGAAGAGAAAGGGAAAUCUGGUCCACCGGCUACACCUACCUGCGACGUCGUUAACCAUGGGGAAAAUAGCAGUGACUCUAAUUAUUCAGCAUCCACAAUCAACAAUGAAAUUAAUCAAAGUAUUGCACUAUUUGACGAUGAUCUUGAAGAUGUUAGUCGCGUGAGUAAUAUGAGACAACUGUUAAAUACUUCUGCUAUAAUAGAUGAAAGUAGCAAUCAAUCUUAUAAAGAAGUAGAAAAAAAUAAGGAAAUCGAAUCUAAUGGUCCCCAAAAAGCUAUAAUACAUGAACUAUCGGACACAUUUUGCUGCUCAGAAUGUGGAAAAACUUUAGCGAUUGAUAAAUCUGAUGUACAUGCUGAUUAUCAUUUGGCACUUAAAUUGAGAGAUGAAGAAAGACAACAAAUGCGCAAUGAAUCAAAACAAAAAAAUAUUACAAUGAAUCACAAUACGAAAUGUAAAUCGCCUGUGGUUGCAGAAAACAAAAAUGAAGCUGUUACAUCUAUAGCUAGCUUUCUAGUAAAAAUUGACGACACUGUUCCUACUGAAAUGUGUGCAGAAUGUGGCAAGAGGAUACCUGUAGAUAAAAUUGGAGAACAUUUAGAUUUCCAUGAAGCACAAAAAUUGAGUAGAGAAAUAAAUAAAAAGUCAAUUUCAUGUAAUGUGAAUGGAAGUAGUUCAAAGAGAAAAAAGGCCUCUUCUAUGGGGGUGCCAUUCAAGAAAUCCAAGGUGCUAUAUAAAUCUAUAGAUUCCUUCUUUAGGUAGUCAUUGAAAUGCAAUCAUGUACAGUUUUAAUA